Messenger RNA from Penicillium alfredii, 588 nucleotides. RefSeq names its product ER lumen protein-retaining receptor. Gene Ontology annotation, cellular component: cis-Golgi network; membrane; endoplasmic reticulum. Bases 1 to 588 code for a protein of 195 amino acids. The transcript is spliced from 5 exons. The record is from RefSeq and is a predicted model, not a curated record. Gene Ontology annotation, molecular function: ER lumen protein retrieval receptor activity. Gene Ontology annotation, biological process: endoplasmic reticulum to Golgi vesicle-mediated transport; protein retention in ER lumen. NCBI's taxonomy places the organism in Eukaryota, Fungi, Ascomycota, Eurotiomycetes, Eurotiales, Aspergillaceae.
AUGAAGUCGUCCAGUAGCUGCUCGGGGUUGUCUUUCAAGUCGCAAGUCCUAUAUCUCCUGGUCUUUGUGACCCGGUAUCUAGACCUUUUCUGGACGUUUACGGACUCCUUUUACCUCACCACGUUCAAGCUUCUCUUCAUCGGCUCCUCAGGCUACAUUAUCUAUCUCAUGCUCAAUGACUACAAGCCUACACAUGACCCCAAUCUCGAUACAUUCAAGGUGCAAUACCUUCUUGGAAUAAGCGCACUACUCGCCCUCCUCUUCCCCCAUGACUAUCGUCUUUCCGAGAUUCUCUGGACGUUUUCGAUCUGGCUGGAAUCGGUUGCAAUCCUGCCCCAGCUUUUCAUGCUGCAGCGGACCGGAGAAGCGGAUACUAUCACCACUCAUUACUUGUUCGCUCUGGGGCUCUACCGGGCCCUGUAUAUCCCGAAUUGGAUAUUCCGGUACUUCACCGAAACCCACUUCCAGAAGUCAUUCCAGCCCGUGCCUAUUAUUGCGGGAAUUGUCCAGACUCUACUCUACUCGGAUUUCUUCUAUAUCUACUACAACAAGGUUUUGAAAGGGAAGAAGUUCUCGCUUCCCGUUUAA